CGCCCCCCGGCCCGCCUCCCCCGCCGGCUUCACCCCUUCAGCCACGCGCCGCUAGCCGCGAGCUGGCAGGAGUCGUUAGCACGGCCGGUAACCGUCUGCUGAGGGGACACACCAGGUGGCGGAGCGGGACUCAUGGCCGCGUCCAACCGGAUGAUGCUGGGGCCACUGGUGGGCUCCAUCGAUCAGGGCACCAGCUCCACUCGCUUCCUGGUUUUUAAUGCGAAAACAUCAGAGCUCUUGAGUCACCAUCAAGUUGAGAUAGCGCAGAAAUUCCCUAAAGAAGGAUGGGUGGAACAAGAUCCAAAGGAAAUAUUAAGUUCUGUCCAUGAAUGUGUGGAAAAGACCUGUGAGAAACUGCAACAACUGAACAUAGACAUCACUAAUAUAAAAGCCAUUGGAGUCAGCAAUCAGAGAGAAACAACAGUGGUUUGGGACAAGACAACUGGAGAACCUCUUUAUAAUGCUAUUGUGUGGCUUGACCUGAGAACCCAGGCAACAGUUGACCGUCUUCUUAAAAAAAUUCCAGGAAAAAACAAAUCCUUUUUUAAGUUUAGGACUGGUCUUCCAAUUAGCACUUAUUUUAGUGCAGUGAAACUUCGAUGGCUUUUGGAUAAUGUGGAAGAAAUUAAGCAAGCAGUUGAUGAUGGAAGAGCUAUGUUUGGGACUAUUGACUCAUGGCUUAUAUGGAGUUUGACAGGUGGAAAGAAUGGAGGUGUUCACUGUACAGAUGUAACCAAUGCCAGCAGAACGAUGUUGUUCAACAUUCAUUCCUUGGAAUGGGAUCCUGAGCUCUGCCAGUUCUUUGAUAUUCCUAUGGAAAUACUCCCAAAAGUACGAAGCUCCUCUGAGAUUUAUGGCCUGAUGAAAUCUGGAGCUUUGACAGGUGUACCGAUUUCGGGGUGCUUGGGUGACCAGUCUGCUGCUCUUGUUGGGCAAAUGUGUUUUCAAGAUGGGCAGGCAAAAAAUACGUAUGGAACAGGAUGUUUCUUGUUGUGCAAUACAGGUCAGAAGUCUGUGUUUUCUGAGCAUGGUCUUCUAACCACAAUAGCUUACAAACUGGGCAGAGACAAACCUGUUUGUUAUGCAUUAGAGGGAUCUGUUGCAAUAGCUGGUGCUGUUGUUCGUUGGCUGAGGGACAAUCUAGGUAUCCUUAAAACUUCACAGGAAGUUGAAAAACUGGCCGCAGAAGUGGGGACUUCUUAUGGCUGCUACUUUGUGCCAGCAUUUUCAGGACUGUAUGCACCUUACUGGGAACCCAGUGCAAGGGGUAUUAUCUGUGGCCUUACUCAGUUUACAAACAAAAACCACAUUGCCUUCGCUGCACUAGAAGCGGUUUGCUUUCAAACACGAGAGCUUUUAGAUGCCAUAAACAAGGACUGUGGGGUACCACUAAAUCAGUUACAGGUAGACGGAGGAAUGACCAAUAAUAAAGUCCUCAUGCAACUCCAGUCAGACAUUCUCUGUAUUCCAGUAGUAAAGCCAUCAAUGCCUGAAACAACAGCUCUAGGAGCUGCUAUGGCAGCAGGAGCUGCAGAAGGAGUUGGAAUUUGGAGUCUGAAUCCUGGAGAUUUGACAGCAGUGACAUGUGAACGAUUUGAGCCACAGAUCAACCCAGAGGAAAGUGAGAUUCGCUUUGCCAGAUGGAAGAAAGCUGUGAUGAAAUCUAUGGACUGGGCGACAUCUGACGUUUCUUCAAAUGGUGACAGUAGUAUCUUCUCUAGUCUGCCUUUGGGUCUUUAUAUUAUGAGUAGCAUGAUAAUGUUAAUCGGAGCAAAGUACAUCUCAGGUAGUGGUAAUUGAGACCACUUAGCGGACUCUCUGGAUGCAGCUGACUUUUUUUUGUUUGUUUCUUUUUUUUGUGUUGUCUGAAGAGAUUCCACCACCAAUGUGAUUAUACUGUUUGUAUGACUAAAUCCGCUCAUGAAUCCAUCUGUUGCCAUUCUCUGAGUAACAUCCCAGUGGUACACUGAAACAUAGGUCUUCAGUCCUUCAUUGCUCUACUCCCUUCCCCAUCAACUCCAACUGCACUGGAGGCCUUUGCAUCGACUAUCUCACAUCGUCCUCUAAAAUUUCAGAAGGCCUAGCUUUGAGAAAGUGGGUACAACAAAACACUGCAACUUAUGAGUAAUGUCAGAUGUUUAGCUAUCCUUUCAGGGUUUCGAUUCUUUAUACAGCACAGUGCAGAAGGUUAAUGAUACACUAAGGAACUUUGUAAACAUCACAGCAAUUCUUCCAGCUGCCGUGAAUUACCUUUUAUAUGUCUAUGGUUGCCAAAGAUUUUUCAUUGUAGUGACCACUGGUCUGAAACACUGUCAGUGGUACAAACCUUUUAAACAUUAGCUCAAAACGUAUUACAUGUAGCAUACCGUCACCAGUUUGGCAAUGAAGAGGUUGCUGAUGUGGCCCACAGAGUACUGUUGAAAUGAUCAAUUACAAAGUUUAAAAGUUUGUUUUGGUUUCUGUAGAUAGUCACUUUGCCCCUUACAAGUAUUUAAGACAGUAGUUCCUGUAGCUGUUCCUUUAAAAGAGGUAGGAGUAAGUAGGUGUUUUUGUUAAGGCCAUGUUUUACAUUCUUGCGCUUCUCUGUUAGUUGGAAAGACAAAUUUGAUACAUCAUGUUGAUAGGACAGCUUCUUGGCCCUCAGCAACUGGUAACUUAAAAUUACUGUGUACAAUGCACUUUUCUUGAGCAAUACUGCAUAUAUUCUGUCAUCCUGCUGAAGGAUAUUUUAGUGACUCUUCACUAAACUUUUGAAAGUUGACGCUUAGUUUUCCUCAAAGAGGGUCCACUUCAAACUAAACAUUAGUGCUUUAGUUCUUGGUCUCAUUUAGUAGUAUCUCAGGGACCAAAAUCUCCCUUUCAGUUUUCACGUCCAUAGUUUUAAUAGCAAGUUGUUGCAAAUUUUACUGGGGCAACCCAAAGUGCACUUGACACCUGAAGUGGGCCACUGGAAUUUACGGGCAAUGUGCAUGACAAUUGAGUUGCAUCCCCUUUGAAACUUUUUGUCCCUCACAGGUAAAGUAGUGAGGCAAUAAAUCAUUUUAUCUUCAGCUUUCUUGUUUGUACCAACAGCAUGACAAAUGCCAGCCUUACUGGUUAGGUCAGAGAAAAUGUGUCCUUGUAUAGUAUCAUCAGAUCAGUAUAGAAUGAUAGCAAGGUUGAAUGUGGGAACAACACAAAAAAUUUCAGAGAUAUGUUUAAAUGCACUAGGAGUCAAAGGGAGCAUUUCUCUGUUUGUGUUUGUUCUUAAAGAGUUUUGUCUUUAAAUAGAAAUAGUCUUUAGCAGAGUUUGUUUUUUCUUUGUUAAACUGUGAUUAGAGGCUUAGUUUUUAAAAAUAUGUUAAAUAUAGGUGUGUCUGAAGCAAUGGGCUGCACAGAAGUUCAGGUCUGUAUAAUAUAUUUAAUGUAAAAUGCAUAAUUGCCUUUCUAUUACCAAGUGCAAUGACCUUUGAAAAUGUGACUUUUAAUUCAAAAGGUAGAGAAGGAACAUUUUUCAUCCUGUGGUUGCUUGUAUAAAUUCAACAGAGGGAAUUUUUGUGCACAGGUGAAAAUGUAACAACUUCAUUGAAACCCUACAUCUCCUGUAAAUACUCAAAUGUGAGGUGUGUCAACUAAAAAUUCUGGUUUCCUAGUUUUCACUAGAGAGAAAGAGUGAAAAAUAAACAUGGAAAUCUUUAUACUCCUUACCUUUACUCUGAGCUGUUGCUGAUCCCACCUCACCCUAAGGAACAGGAGUAACAGCAGCUUUUGGAGCACAUAGGGUGAGGGCAGCACACAUCUCAAGCAGUGGACUUCCGAGUAUGACCUCUUGCCAAAAGCAACAAAGUAUUGAAUCUGGGAAUGAUUCAUGUUGAAGUUUUGCCUUUGCUGAGGGAGGAUGUGGCAGGGGGAAAGGUAGCACAUAGUAAGCAGGAGGGGGGGGUGGUGUUGCUGCUUUUCUGACUUAUCUUUUACUGGGAAACACAAUUCCUGUUAGUUUUUCACUGAGUAAAAAUUGUAAUUUUAUUUUCAAUUGCUGUUGCAAAUAUUUUUAAGAAUUUCACACCACUGUUAACUUUCUACCAACAUAGUUGAACUAUAUUGUAAACUGCAUGUUGGCAGGAAGGGGACAAACUGUUGAAAAUUAGCUUUUUGUGAAGCUGUGAUUUAUUAUUUUUCCUAUAAAUAGCCAAUUUCUAAAUUUUUACUUGAGAAAUGCAUUAACUUGGUAUUAAAAUACCACAAAUAAAUUGUUGUAAGAUGUUGUUUUAUUCUUGCA
Melopsittacus undulatus (budgerigar) is the source of this 4258-nucleotide messenger RNA. It is a transcript of the gene GK, whose product is annotated as glycerol kinase. The coding region runs from base 133 to 1800 and encodes 555 amino acids. The record is from RefSeq and is a predicted model, not a curated record. The transcript is spliced from 20 exons. Gene Ontology annotation, cellular component: mitochondrion. Gene Ontology annotation, biological process: glycerol-3-phosphate biosynthetic process; phosphorylation; triglyceride metabolic process. Lineage: Eukaryota; Metazoa; Chordata; Aves; Psittaciformes; Psittaculidae. Gene Ontology annotation, molecular function: glycerol kinase activity.